This is a messenger RNA of Portunus trituberculatus (swimming crab), 7447 nucleotides long. RefSeq names its product inversin-like. The transcript has 17 exons. Lineage: Eukaryota; Metazoa; Arthropoda; Malacostraca; Decapoda; Portunidae. The record is from RefSeq and is a predicted model, not a curated record. Bases 144 to 3527 code for a protein of 1127 amino acids. Gene Ontology annotation, molecular function: protein binding.
CGCCGAAGCCGCUGUAAACACAAUCACAUGUGUUGUCAAGUGUCCCUGCAGGAUAGCGGAUGCUGUGUUGCUCCAGUGCUGCUGUUAUUCGUCUGUUGUUGCCCCUCAACCCCGCCAGUAUGGGAUCUUAUACUUGAAACAAGAUGAACAACAAAAGGCAAAGUACCACAGAAGCUGUGGCCAGCAGUGUGCUCAGCCCAUCCCCUCAUUCAGGCCCCACCCAUACUUCCUACCAACCUGUGCACCAUGCUAGUAGCCAAGUAUCAGGAGCACAAGAGAAGAACACUUCUGUACGGCCACAAAUAGAUACUUCAAAGUCAAAUCAAAUCAACUUUGCUGGUUUGCUUCACAUGGUGCCCUCAUCUGACACAGCAGGAGUCUAUACGUGUAGUACUUCAUUCCAGCAGAUCCUGAAUUUCAACACGAGUUUGGUCCAUUACCAGAGGAGUCAAGGGCCUGCUUCAGGCUACCCAACUGGACCAGGAUGUCUCCUCCCAUCAGGUUUGCCACAGCUUCCAUCAACUCCAGGUUUCCUUACUGGAGCUGGCUACCACUUGCCACUCACCGAGGCUUCACUACUUGGUAGCCAGAGAUUUGCCAUGUGUGCAUUGUUGCCUCCAGGCCAGACAGGGACACCCCUUCAUUUUGCAGCUAUUGUGGGGGACAAGCAGAAACUAGCUGUUGCUCUACAAGAUAAGAAUGUUAAUCUGGAAGCCCGGGAUCGAUGGGGGCGUGUUGCAUUGGUGUUUGCAGUGUUGGGGAACCAUCAGGAAUGCGUGGAACUGCUGCUACAUGCUGGGGCAAAGCCUGAUGCUACAGACUCUCACAGAUGCACUCCUCUACAUUUUGCUGCAUAUAAAGGUCAUCUUGGCUGCAUCAAAUCCAUCCUUCAUACAGUAGAGAGCAAAAACAUUUCAAAUUCGGAACAUUCCAAUGGUGUGUGGCUAGCUCAGGAUGUGAAAGGUGUAACUCCACUCCACCAUGCAGCCAGUCACAGCAAUCACAAAUGCCUUCAAGCUCUCCUGAAACACACAGUGGCUGGUACAUUGGACACAGAGGACCACAAAAAGAGAACCCCUCUUCACUGGGCAGCAGCAUAUGGAUCUCAGGAAAAUGUACGCCUUCUCAUAAAACAUGGAGCUAACAAUCUAAUGCCUGACCAAGAAGGCAAGACUCCUCUACACUGGGCAGCCAUGAGCAAAGCCGAUGGAGCCAGAGAUUGCGUGCGGACACUAAUUGGUGCAGCUCCAUCCAAUGUCAACUGGCAAGACUUUGACGGCACAACAGCUCUGCAUAUAGCUGUGGCAGAGGCUAGAAAGGAAACUGUGGACGUCAUUCUGUCUGUCCAGAAUUGUAAUGUAAAUUUGACAGACAAUCAGUUUAGGACUGCUUUGCAUUGGGCAUGUAACAGGGGAGUGAGUGCCAUUGCUGCUCACCUGAUGAAACGUGUUGCUCAAGUUGAUGCUGUUGAUAGUUAUGGAGCCACACCUUUGCACUAUGCAGCCAAACACAAUCAUGCAGAUAUUGUGGAACUGCUAGUACGAUGGCCACGGGUGAAGGAUAUUCCUACUCUGGAUGGCCACACCUCCCUGAUGUGGGCUGCAGCUCAGGGUGCUGACUCUGCCCUCACAGUGAUGGUAAGGCAUGGAGUUCUGCUCACCCAGGCAGACCCUAGGGGAUGCACUGCCUUACACAUUGCUGCAGAGGCUGGACAUGUCUCCACAGUCAGGGUGCUUCUCCGUCUUCAGGCUCCACCAGAUGCAUGUGCAAAUGAUGGAAGAACACCUGUGCAUUAUGCUGCCCGAGCUGGACACACACAGAUAGUGAAAGUAUUGGCAAAGGCUGGAGCAUCUCUGGAACACAGAGACAAAGAGGGCCAGUGUGCCCUCCACCAUGCAGUUCUUGGUGGUCAUCUGUUUCUGGCCCAGAUCCUGAUCAGAGCUGGUACAUCAGUUAAUGUGCAAGAUUACUAUGGCCGGCCGCCACUCCACAUGGCAGCUUACAGAGGCCUCAGUGACAUCAUGUGUCUCUUGCUGGAGAAUCGUGGUGAUGUGAAUGCCAGGGAUUUUGAGGGGUUGAGUGCUCUUCACUGGGCAGCUGAGCAAGGUCACUUGGGUGCAGUCAACACACUUCUGGUCUUCAAUGCUUAUCCCAACUACACUCAAUCCACCUCCAACCGAUACACUCCAUAUGACUGUGCCUGUAUUGCUGAACACUUGGAAGUGGCACAAGUUUUGUCAGAAGCAGGAGGAAUCUCAGUGACCAGAAUAAUGGAGGUGGCUGCAAUAAAGAUACAAUCAGUGGUGCGUGGCUACCUAACACGCGGCAAGUUAGGAAGGAAGCAGAGGCUCUUGCUGCAUCAAAAAGGCAAUGUGACCUCAGGUGAUAGGAUCAGAGGUUCAAGAAAGUCACCCAGUAGUCACAGCAAAGAUUUCAGUCCAAACAAGUGUUCUAGGGGUCAGGCAACACCUGAGACUGGUCACUCUGGCAAGCAGAAGGACUUACCAGUGACACCUGCUGUAGAGACAAAGCUGGCCUCACUGAAAAAGGAGGAAAAAGGACUUGCUUAUAAACUGAGCUUCCCACUGCAUUCUUCUACCUCUGAAUGUGGACCCUACAACUCUGUGUCAGGACAGCGUCGCUCCAAGGCCUUGUCCACUAGUAUCAUGAGAGGGGCUCGUAAAAAGACUCCACGCAACCUGGAACUCCCUGGACCAUAUAAAUUGGGGAUUAGCCAGCCCAGACUUCCUGGACCAUUAGAGGACUGUGAAGAUUCUGAUUUAGAAAUUGACAUUACUGAGGGAAUCAGGCCUUUCGUUACUGAAGUCUUGCACCAGUCUGGCAGUGUUGCUACUGCUAUCAUUACUGCAGGAGUGCACCCACACCAAACACAAGAGUCUGAUAUAGACUGUAGAAAGCAAUGGGAUUCCAGUCCUUUAUCAGUGAAAGAAAACCAUGCUACUGAACUUCAACAAAAUUGCUCUCAAACUGUUUCUGAUGGGAAGAAAAUAGCCAGACUUUGCUUUGAUACAGUUAACAAUAAAGAUGAUGAUAGUUCUUCAGACUUAUACUGCCAGAAAGAAGACACAUUUUCCAUAUGUAAAAAUCAGACUGAAAAAGAAAGUGAUCAAGAAAUAUUUAAGGAUCAUGCAAAGAGCUUUGAUGAAAUGUUAAGCCUUAAAGAUAACACUAAGCUUUAUAUCAAGGAAAGAAAGCAUGUUCUUAGAGAAAACAAAUUUAUAUCUCCUGAAAGUAUAAAUGACAGAAAAGCUGAUUUCAGAAAUACCAUCAGAGUACAGAAUGAAAGGAGAGUUUUCAGUGAAGAAGCUGUCAAGCAAGCAGGGCAAAAGUGGAGGAAUAAACUUGCCACAGUGACCAUACAAAGAGUGCAACCACCAAGCAGCACUAAAUCCAAAGUGUCCUCUUGCAACACAGUGAAACCACACAGCCUCACCCCAUUGCAGUCACCAGGUGGCAGUAAUGCCAUCAGCAACGAAACAAAGGAAGUCAGUGCUCGGUUACAGUAGUGUACCUGCCUCCCAUGUGAUAUUCUUUCUUGUCUCAAAGUCAAAGCUGUGUUACUGUGGUGCUAUAUGCAUAAGAAUAUACAAUUAUAUAUUUUUGUAUUAGAGCAAAGGGUAAUAUUUUGUAUUGUGACAAAUAUGUAAACUUAGUUCUAUUUAGUAUUUUGUUACAAAAAAAUUGUCCACACCAUACUGUAACCAAUGGUAUAAAACAAUUUAUUUACUUUUAUGCAUUUUAUUAUUAUUAGUAGUAAAUAGUUUAGAGAACAAACCAGAUUAUCACAAGGAUUUGUUACAAAAAUAUACCAUACCAUAACUAAAGGUAUAAAACAAUAUAUGUGGUUUUAAUACAUUUAAUAAUACUAAAUGGUUUAGAGAACAAACCAGAUUAUUACAAGGAUUUGAAAGAGAUAAAAAAUGAAAAAGGAGAGAAUUGGAGUGUGUAAAGAUAAACCAGAUCAUCUCCAUUGGAGAACUUGUAAGAACAAGCAGUAAAAUUUAAUUGAUAAAUUUUCAUUACUUUGCAUAAUUAUGCCCCUGUUAAAACUGAUAAAAACUAAUCAACUUAGUACAGAGAUUCACAUAUUUAGUACGGUAUUUUGCAUUAAUCAAUCCUUUUAGUCAUUCAAAACAUCUUUUGGAGAAACUAUUAAAGGAUAAAUAAGAAAAUAAACAGUUUGUAUAGUCUAUAUAUCUCAAGAAGAAUCUCCAAUGUGUUAUGUUUAUCUUCUUUAUCUUGUAGAAGUGGUGCAACCAAAAUCUUAGCUACAUUCACUUCAUGUUUAUUUUGUCCUGUAUCUCAAGGUGCUAAAGUUGUUUCCUCUUUAUCUUCCUCAGGUCUAUAACCUCUUCACUCUGGCCAACAGAAAAUGGUUCCUGGCACCAUAUCUGGGCUGGGUGUGGGUGGGGAAAGGCAUCUCUCUCUCUCUCUCUCUCUCUCUAAGAAUUUCAUAAUGGAUCCUUAAAAAGGGAUCUUAAGGUAUAUCCCUGCCAUGACCAGUACAGUAGUUUAUGGGAUUAGCAGUGGACCAUCAUGGCUGGAAGGGCCUCUCAACUUUACCAAGUAGAUCAAGUUGACCAAGGACUGAUCAUAAGUGGACCUGCAACCAUAAAAGUCGCUACACUCUCAGUGUGAGCUCAGAGCUCAUUAUUAACCCUUAAUGUUCGGUGAUCAUUUCGGGACAAUUGUAGCGUCGCGUGCGGAGAGGCAGGGAUCAUUCCGGGAAUCAUGAUUUUUCCACGCUAAAUGUUUGAAUCUCUCCCCCUCACUUUUGGUCCUGGGGCAAGUGGAGGUAUCUGGCAACUUUUCUCGCUCACCUCCUUGAACCUAGAGACAUAUGUUCCCACACAAUAGAUCAUCUUUUCCCAUUUGGAGGUGACAUCUGGCAACCCCCGUGACCCGGAGGCAGGAAACGGUACUCCGAGUGAUGUUGUGUCAUUUUUACUCAGUAGUGACAUUGAGGACAGUGAUUUUUUUAUUGAGAGAAGAAAGUGAAGACUGCAGUAGUGAUUCUGAUAGUGAUCUGGGAGACAGAGACUAACCCUCACAGUGACAUUCAUAAACCUCAUGUACUCCCGUCGAGCAAUGUGCUGGUGUGUGUCACCUAUGGUUGUCUCUAUAGGACUGUACUUGUCGGCCAAGUCAUGUGACUCCUAUUGCUAAUAAGAGUUGCCAGAUUCCAAUUAUUAUAAAAAUCCACAAUACUUGUAAUAUGUGGUUUCUUUUUCUUUUCCUGUUUUGCACAUCAUUUCAUAUAUCUGAGUUUGCAUUUUCAUGACAUGAAAGUGCAAAAGUUACUACUUUUACAUAAAAUUCAAAUGCCAGAAAGGAGAGAGAGAGAGAGCACGUGUGGUGUGUUAUCGGAGCUUUGGGGGUAUUUCUUAGCAGCGGGUUCUAUCACGGGUUCGGGGAGAAUUUUUUUAUAUGCAAGAACUUUGCUCUCAGAGGUUAUAACAUGUUAAAAACUACAUGGUUGUACUCAGAAUAACAAAGAGAAAUAUACUUUUAUAAGGAAAAAAUCUUUUAGCAUUUUUGACAAGUGUGAUUUUUCCCUGCUGCAACAGAUGGAAAGUAAAUCAGCUCCCCGUACUUUAAGGAUUAAAGGCCCAUUCACACUGAAAUUUUUUUUAGCUGGGGAAUAACUGGAGUGCUGAAUCAGAAAUGGGUGGUGAGUGGCCAAUCUGGGUGUAUAGGCAGGUGAUUUUCCAGCAAUUCUCAAGUUCUCAUUAAUUUGUGAUUAUGAGCAGCCAGAGGGGAAGCAGGUACACUGCAUUCGUGGAUGCCCCCACUGUCAAUGUAGCUCAAGAGGUUCUCUUAUGGACCAUUGGGGCAUCUGCUUCCACAAAAUUGAGGAAAAAGCAGAAAAAGAGGGAUCAAUGGUGCAAGGAAUGGCUUUGCAGGCAGAGUGAAAGAGGAAGUAACACGGCUGAAGUACAACCCUCUCUGCUGUUAAUAUGAGACUGUGAGAGCAAGGUGGGUACUGCUCACUGCCAAGAUGCUUUUAAAGCCAAGGACUCAAGACAGCCAGAGGAACAAAGGAGGAAGUGAGAGGCUGGUUUGAGGGGAAGAGGAGUCUUGUGGUGAUGGAGUAUGGAGGGAUUGUGUAGAGGAGUUUGUGGUGUGAUGGCAUUGUUUUGUGGUUCUGGAUCAGGUUGGUGUAUUGUGUAAGGUUUGUCAAGAGCUCUUUUCUGCAGAGUAUAGUAGUUGCGGAAUGGAAGUUUUCAUGGUGAGAAGCGGUGUUUGGGUGGUGGUUUGUGGUGUAUUGUGAUGGUGGAGUGGUGAUGUUUUGGAAGUAGUAAGGUGUUAUAUUGCACUGUAGAAAGUGUCUGGGGGAAAUAUGUACUUAUAGCGAGUAUAAAGAGUAUGAGGAGCUUUGCUGUAUGGUGAGAGAUUUCAUGUACAUUUAUAUAUAAGCAGAGUAUGUAAGUUUUGUAUUAUUAUUAGGAAUAUAUUUAGUCAUUUGUAUUAAUAUUUGUAUUGUUUGCCACCACACAACUAACAUUAACCCCUUCAAUACAAUGAUGCAUAUAUAUAGCAUCAUCAUGGCGUUCGUGACAUAUUCAAUGACACGCGUAUUGUGUCAUGGCUGCUUUCUGCUAAGAUGGUGUGUUUUCUUUCCCAGAUACUGUGUGAGAUCUCUCAUAGUGUAGGUUGUAUAUGAUAUGAUGGCAUACUUGACUUUCAUCAUUAUUACAAAGGUGUAUGACUCUCUUAUAUCAGGAUAAGUACUGAUGUGCCAUGCUAGAAAUAAAUAUUUUAUUUAGAAAUUUUUUUCAUGGUAUCAAUAGAUUAGCUUACCAAAAAAUUAAUGUUAAAAAAUUAAUGUUUACUCCUGUUUGUCAUCUUCAGAAAAUGGCCUUGAGAAGGCAGACCAUGACUUUUCUCAAAAAUGUGCAUAGGUUUAUUUCUUAUUGUGCGUACCUAUUAUGAAAAGUUACUUACCAUUAUUUCCGUAGUGGAGGAGAGAGAGAGAGAGAGAGAGCUGUCUUUGAGUCUGGUAUCUCCCCACCCCCCACCCAGCCCGAAUAUGGUGCCAGGAGUCAUUUUUUGUUGCCCAAAGUGAAAAAGUUAAGUGCAGGUACCAAGGUGGAGAGUGUUGCCAAGGUAAGGUUAAAGGAGAGAUAAUUUUUCUGAUGUACUACUGCCUUGGAUAGGUUGAGUGGGUAACUUAGUACCCUUAAAAUCUAGACCUUUAAAACAUUUUAGAACUAGUGUGCUAUCCACUCUCUUGGAAGGCAAACCAGGAUGUGACAUGAAUAUGCGAGCCUUUGUGGGAUUUGGUCACCACAUAAUAAAAAAAGAUACAAGGAAGAUGAAAAGGAUUCAAAGAGCUGCAACCAUACUGUUUCCAAGUUUGAGAGACCUAACUUAUGAGGACAGAUUAAAGAUAUUAAAACUUCCAACAUUGCAACAGAGGAGAGAA